AGCGGCUGACUGAGCCUGGAGAGGAAACGGCAUUCGGAGCCGCGCUCCCGCCAAGGCCGGCCCUGACGCGGGCCUCGUCAGCCGGUAACGGGGAGCAGAGGUGGGGGUCAGGGAGGCGACCAGGAAAACGGUGAAGGCAGGAGCUGGGAGGAGGCGGCAGCGGCAGCAGCAGGAGCAGCAGCAGCAGCGGCGGCAGCUGGGAGGAGGUGGUGACGGUGGCAACGGCAGCGUCGGGAACGAUGGCGCGACUGGUGGCAGUGUGCAGGGACGGGGAGGAGGAGUUCCCCUUCGAGAGGAGACAGAUUCCUCUCUACAUAGACGACACUCUCACGAUGGUGAUGGAAUUUCCUGACAACGUACUAAAUCUCGAUGGGCAUCAAAAUAAUGGUGCACAACUAAAGCAGUUUAUUCAGCGACAUAGUAUGCUUAAGCAGCAAGAUCUAAGUAUUGCCAUGGUGGUGACAUCACGGGAAGUAUUGAGUGCACUUUCUCAGCUCGUCCCAUGUGUUGGUUGUCGUCGCAGUGUGGAGCGCCUCUUUUCCCAGCUUGUAGAGUCUGGAAAUCCUGCCCUUGAACCCCUGACAGUAGGCCCCAAGGGAGUCCUGUCUGUAACUCGAAGCUGCAUGACUGAUGCAAAGAAGCUUUAUACCUUAUUUUAUGUACAUGGGUCCAAACUAAACGACAUGAUAGAUGCUAUUCCAAAAAGUAAAAAGAACAAGAGAUGUCAGUUGCACUCCUUAGAUACACACAAACCAAAACCUUUGGGAGGUUGUUGGAUGGACGUCUGGGAACUAAUGUCCCAAGAAUGCAGGGAUGAAGUAGUUUUAAUUGACUCUAGUUGUCUCUUAGAAACACUAGAAACAUACCUGCGAAAACACAGGUUUUGCACUGAUUGCAAAAAUAAAGUUCUCCGAGCAUACAAUAUCCUUAUUGGUGAACUUGAUUGCAGCAAAGAGAAGGGCUACUGUGCUGCACUUUAUGAAGGUUUGCGGUGCUGUCCACAUGAACGGCACAUACAUGUUUGCUGUGAAACAGACUUCAUUGCACAUCUUUUGGGUCGUGCUGAGCCAGAGUUCGCAGGAGGGUAUGAACGAAGAGAAAGGCAUGCUAAGACAAUAGAUAUAGCUCAAGAAGAAGUUCUGACCUGCUUGGGAAUUCAUCUUUAUGAAAGACUGCAUCGAAUCUGGCAAAAACUACGAGCAGAAGAGCAAACAUGGCAGAUGCUUUUCUAUCUUGGUGUUGAUGCUUUGCGCAAGAGUUUUGAGAUGACUGUGGAAAAAGUACAGGGUAUUAGCCGAUUGGAACAACUUUGUGAAGAGUUUUCAGAGGAGGAACGAGUAAGAGAACUCAAGCAAGAAAAGAAACGCCAGAAACGGAAGAACAGACGAAAAAAUAAAUGUGUAUGUGAUAUUCCUACUCCUUUACAAGCAGCAGAUGAAAAGGAAGUAAGCCAAGAGAAGGAAACAGACUUCAUAGAAAACAGCUGCAAAGCCUGUGGCAGCACCGAAGAUGGUAAUAGUUGUGUAGAAGUAAUUGUUACCAACGAAAACACAUCAUGUACCUGUCCUAGCAGCGGCAAUCUUUUGGGGUCCCCUAAAAUAAAGAAAGGCUUAUCACCACACUGUAAUGGUAGUGAUUGUGGAUAUUCAUCUAGUAUGGAAGGGAGUGAAACAGGUUCUCGGGAGGGUUCGGAUGUUGCUUGCACUGAAGGCAUUUGUAAUCACGAUGAACACGGUGACGACUCCUGUGUUCAUCACUGUGAAGACAAAGAAGAUGAUGGUGAUAGUUGUGUUGAAUGUUGGGCAAAUUCUGAAGAGAACAACACCAAAGGAAAAAAUAAAAAGAAGAAAAAGAAAAGUAAGAUGUUGAAAUGUGAUGAACAUAUCCAAAAGCUUGGAAGCUGUAUUACAGAUCCAGGUAAUCGAGAGACCUCAGGAAAUACCGUGCACACAGUGUUUCACCGCGACAAGACCAAAGAUGCACAUCCUGAAAGCUGUUGCAGUCCUGAAAAGGGUGGGCAGCCACUGCCUUGGUUUGAGCAUAGGAAAAAUGUACCACAGUUUGCAGAACCUAUAGAGCCAUCAUUUGGUCCUGAUUGUGGAAAAGGUGCCAAGAGCUUAGUUGAACUCCUUGAUGAGUCUGAAUGUACUUCAGAUGAGGAAAUCUUUAUCUCACAAGAUGAAAUACAGUCAUUUAUGGCUAAUAACCAGUCUUUCUACAGCAAUAGAGAACAAUACCGACAGCAUCUGAAGGAGAAAUUUAAUAAAUACUGCCGCUUAAAUGAUCACAAGAGGCCCAUCUGUAGUGGCUGGUUGACAACGGCUGGAGCAAAUUAA
Puma concolor (puma) is the source of this 2336-nucleotide messenger RNA. The record is from RefSeq and is a predicted model, not a curated record. Lineage: Eukaryota; Metazoa; Chordata; Mammalia; Carnivora; Felidae.